Messenger RNA from Trichoderma atroviride IMI 206040, 2535 nucleotides. RefSeq lists its product as uncharacterized. NCBI's taxonomy places the organism in Eukaryota, Fungi, Ascomycota, Sordariomycetes, Hypocreales, Hypocreaceae. The record is from RefSeq and is a predicted model, not a curated record. Gene Ontology annotation, molecular function: protein binding.
AUGUCAUGUCGACCGAUACUUCGCGACCUUAGAUGUCGAAAUGACAUCGUCUGCCGCUCAUGUUUGACUGGCCGCGCAAAGCAGCCGGUGCAGGCUUGGUGGGCUGCUUCAUACAGCUCUCAGGCCUCUAGAACAGUGAGCAAGGCAAGACUACGACCCCAAUCACGACUCAAUGCGGACAUCACCCGCCAACCGACUCAGGCCGAACUGGCUGGCUACCUGGAGGGCCUAAAGAGACUGCAGGCCUCGGAAAAGAAGCAAAGCGAUGGAGACGACUUUUCUGUCCGAUUCUUCGAGCAGGGCGAUCGAAGCCGGAAAGAAUUGUCCAGUGAGCACGCCUUUGGGGAAUCCCUAAGUGGAACUGAAACUGCCGAAUUGCGGGACAAUCUCUUCAAUUUAGGGAGAGGGCUUCGCAACCCAGAAGAGAGAGAUGCCUUUGGAGAGGUUCUGAACGAGAUGGGGGGCGACUGGGGCAAGGCCAGCUCUGCGGACGACGUUGAGAAACUCAUAGCGAAAUUGGAAGACUAUGCACGGUCGAUUGACGAUAGGAUAAAGGAAGAAAGUACCAAUCUUCCGAGGGGAGUGUUGGAGCAGCUUGUUGGGGAUGUGCCGGAGCUCUCAUUGGAGGAGGGUACAUCCUCUGACGGAACUCGAGAUUCUAUACCGCAAGUCCUGAUAAACCCAGACGAGAUAACAACCAAUCGACGCCGAAAACUUAACAAAUUCAAUUCUAUCCUCACCCGAUUCGCUCUCGCGGAGAAAGAAUCAGGCUUGAAGCCAAAAGCAGUACAGUCGUUAUACAAAGCAUAUCACUCGACCAGAUUAGCCUUGGCUCAAAAUUGGAGGGACGUCCCCCCCGCUUUGUGGCAGGUCCUCUGGAGAGCAUUUUCGAGUACAAAAGACAGCGCCAAUAGCUUAUCACGUAUUGCCGUUCUGGCCAGAGAUAUGAGCGAUGCCGGGGCCACGCUUGACCCUGCACAACAGGUCCUCGCCAUUGAAGCCAUUUUUGUCGACGGAUGGGAGUCCAAGGCCAUGGAGAACUGGAGGCGGUCUAUCAGCACGUUGGGAGCCGAAGAUUCAGAGACAUUUCAGAACUUUUGGGAGCUUGGGGCAAGGAUAUACUGCCGUGUGGGUGAUUUGGGCCAAGCGGAGAGAGCAAUAAAUAAGCUCCUCAGUCGCAAUAUGAGCCCACGUAUCUUGCUUCCGCUUAUCCGGACUUGCUGCAACCAGGGAACCGAAGAAGGCAAACAAAAGGCAUGGACUGCCUACCGCCAAAUGAGACAGCUUUUGGGCAAGGAUAUGGGGCUCUCAGACUACGACCAAGUAGUCGCAUGUUUCUUGACUGCUCACCAAGUUGAGAAUGCCUUGUAUGCCUUUGUGGACAUGAUGAGUGAGGGCCAGAUCGAUCUGAUGAGUCAAAAGUAUAUGCCUUCGUCCAUUGCGAACAAAUUCUUCCUGGGCAAAUGGCUGAAGCGACUAAUCGGCGCUGGCGACUUGGAUGGUGCUUUCAGUGUGGUCGAGUUUAUGAGAGGAAAGGGCGUGGAGGCGUCACCGAUACAACUGAAUGGACUUAUUGGCGCUUGGCAGCGGUCAGGCAGUGCUGAGAAUUUUGAAAAGGCCGAUGUCCUGGGAUGGCAGAUGGUCGGAUCUAGACUCAAAUUUGUCGCUCUCAGAAAAUCUCACGGUGAGGACUCCAGCAGCAAUGACGCAUCAUCACCGGAAUCAACCCUGAUGAAUAUGCCACGUGCUACCAUCGAGACCUUCUCUCUUCUUGCCGAAAACUAUCGCAUGCGAAAUCUCCAUGAACGGUUGGAGACCUUGUGGAAUGCCUUCCGUGAAGCGCAGAUUAGCCCAGACGCUUUCAUGAUGAACCAGCUUCUCGAGUCGCUUAUUCAGGAGGGCCAGCCCCAAGAAGCACUGGCUCUCUACCACUCUCUCAUAGAGAACAGCAAAGUUGUGCCCGAUCCAUAUACGUUCAGCGCGCUUUGGAAGACAGUUGGGGCGAAUCGUUAUCACAUGAUAAUGGAGCCCGAGACGCAAAGAAAGGAGGCCGAGGCCACACGAGCCAUGUUUAAAGAAACCGUCAAGCACAAGGACGUGUUCCAGCCCGAUGGCAUUGAUGGGCAACUGGCUCGCAAAAUCCUCCACACUUUCCGCCGCCUUCAAGAUAACGCAGGCUUUCUCGUUGCCCUAGUCGUGUUUAAAGAGACGUUCCGAUUCCUUCCUCCCGAGACGCUCGUCAUGGAAAUGGUCCUCGGUACCACCAAGCUCUCCUUGGAUACGCCAUCUCAACGCAGCAAGCUGAUGAGGGCUAAGCGAGGGAUUGACGGCGAGCUGCGAGCCUGGGCGGAUUCCAACGGGGCGAGCCUAGAAGGCGACGAGGAUCGCGGCGCUGCGUUAUACGCCUUGUUGCAGAAGAAGUUUUGGCCUGCAAAGGGCAACGAAGAGGACAAACGGGAGAUAUUUGUGGAGGUGGCGACGCAAAUGGGGGCACUUGAGUUGCUAGGAUUGAAGAAGAGUGCUAGCAGAGGGUGA